AUGCGGCGGUCCCUGUUGGUCCAGGACGUCAACCGAGCCCUGGUUGGUCCGGGGAAGGAGGGUGCGGCAGGCCGGCUUGGCCUGGUGAUUGGAAAUGAAUGCGGGUAUUGCCUUCGGGACUUGAGCGAAGAGGUCAAGGCCCGGCGGAGGAGCAAGCGGACGUUACUCCAAGCUAAAAGCAGGGCAUGCAUAACAUACGAGCUUGCGCGCCCUCGGACAGGCGCUAGAAGGUCACACCCGCAGGCACCCCAGGCGCGAGUGACCUCUAUCCCGUAUCCGCGACUACCCGAAGCCAAUCGCAACAUUGCGGAGACGGCCGGGCGGGUCACCGGCGGUGAUCUAUAA
This is a messenger RNA of Gaeumannomyces tritici R3-111a-1, 345 nucleotides long. RefSeq lists its product as hypothetical. The coding region runs from base 1 to 345 and encodes 114 amino acids. The record is from RefSeq and is a predicted model, not a curated record. NCBI's taxonomy places the organism in Eukaryota, Fungi, Ascomycota, Sordariomycetes, Magnaporthales, Magnaporthaceae. The transcript has a single exon.